AUGGGCCCAAGGCCUAAGUACACACAGGAACAACUGGUCAAUAAAUCGAAGAGCCCUGAAAGCCCUAAAUCAAAAUCUCACUCUGCAAGAUCUCCUACCCAAACUACUCCUCGCACCGUCCGUCUGAUCAAUUAUGAUGACUAUUCCUACUCUCCUACAAACUUCUCAGUAUUCCCGGAUUUCGACCUUGAUACGUUGGAUGUGUCACAAAACUAUGACUUGAUUGGCAAUAGUAACUACUUUGCUACUUCGGUUGAUCCUGGGUCUCCCGGGGUGCAGAAACCCAGCCAACAUAGCCACUAUCUUUUCCAUCCUCUCGCCAAUGAGGAUUCCAGCACCAACCGCUGUUCGCUUCCCAACUUGCCUGCUUCCGACCCAAUUGUGGAAUACCCUUCACUUUACGAAUCCAGUUCAACAACGUGUUUGAACACGCUUUCCUCGCCCCCAAUGCAUCCUUUUUCGUUAAAAACCCAUUCCUGUAGCGAAACUGACACAUCAAAGAUCCAAUUUUCUUCUUUCUUCGAAUUGGAUGAAAUCAGUGAUGUGAGUGACCCAGAAAGUAACGACUUUGAUGAAGAUGACGAUGACGAAUACUAUAAUGAUGACACAGAUAUGAUUGAAGCGCAAUCCCAAUAUUUGAGUCCUCCACAGAUGAAUGACUCCAGACCAGAAAAUCGGGAGAUCGAUGUUGGUUGCAACUCAAAGAAAAUUUGGGUGCAAGGGCUUCCCAAGUUUGCCUCUCACGCUAGUGGCUCACAGGUUGCCCAACAAGAUACACCCACAAUAUUGACACCAACCAGUUGUUCUCCAACGGAAUCCUGUUCAGCUUCCGUUGCCCCCAUUACACCUCCCAACUCUACGGUUGCCAAGAAAACUCUUUUCGCCGAAAGAGAUGAGAAAACAGAAUCACAAACGGAAUUCGACGAUGUUUUCGAUUCACUGGUGUAUGAUUUGGAGAACAAAGAUUACAGCCACUACAAAUCAUCAAUCAAAAUCCCGUUGCCCCCACUUUCACAGUCAAGAUACGAAAAGAUUACUGAAUUAGCAGCAAAUAAAAAUCUAAAUAUGGUCCAAGUUGAUGACGUUCUCAAACUGUUCAAACUGCGCAACUUUGAUCUGAAACUUAGACUGCUAGCCAGGGUUUUAGGUCAGAGGAGAGAGGAGCAAAACUUUUAUCCCGAACACACCAACGAUAAGGGGCUAGUCUUGACUGAAUCCAAAGAUGGAAGCUUGAGCAUCCUCGCUAAAACUUAUGCUGGUCAUGAGGAUAGCUGCUCAAUAAUUGAGAAUUCGAUCAUUUCAUAUUUCAAGAAUAUCAAGGAAUUUGCUAUCUAUUUCAGGCAGCCAAAUGAUACGGAAUCAAAAACAAAAAAGCCAUCUGCAGGAGGGAAAAAGCAGAGAUUAGGCAAAUCACGAUUGACACAUGACAGUAAGCAUGGAAGCACAAUUUAUAUCAAGAGACCUUUGAAUUCGUUUAUGUUGUACCGGACAUCGAUGGUGAAAGCAAUUGUUUUACUCUCUUUAAUAGACUCAUUAUCGUCCUUCGUUUUCGAAAGAUUGCAGAUGCAAUAUUCAUCUUAUGAUCCACAAGCGGAAUUGGAAUAUCUUAAGAUGAUUGAUUCCCACCUUACCGAGUCUCUUGCCCAAGAGUUGAGGCAAGCAUGUGUUAUUCACAAAUACAACCACCAUCUGCUCAUCCAGAUAGUUGCUGUUAUGUGGUCAACCGAACUCAACAGUGUGAAGAAGACAUUUAUUUCGUUAGCACAAUCUGAGAAGAAAAUUCAUGCCAAAUGUUAUCCCAAUUACAAAUACCACCCCCAAAGAAAGGGAUAA
Messenger RNA from Ogataea polymorpha, 1833 nucleotides. RefSeq lists its product as uncharacterized. Gene Ontology annotation, biological process: cell differentiation; anatomical structure morphogenesis; negative regulation of transcription by RNA polymerase II. The coding region runs from base 1 to 1833 and encodes 610 amino acids. Lineage: Eukaryota; Fungi; Ascomycota; Pichiomycetes; Pichiales; Pichiaceae. Gene Ontology annotation, molecular function: RNA polymerase II cis-regulatory region sequence-specific DNA binding; DNA-binding transcription factor activity, RNA polymerase II-specific. The record is from RefSeq and is a predicted model, not a curated record. The transcript has a single exon.